UAGGCUUGCCAGACCGCCGGGAAAUCCGGGAUUGUCCCGGAAUCUUGCCUCUUGUCCCGUGUCCAGGAAUUAGCGCUCAUUGUCCCGGAUUUUGAAAAGUUAUUAUUUUUUAACAAAAUAAACUAGCAACGAAUGGAAUGACAUGGCUGCCGGUGAGCGAGUGCGGGAGGCGCGCGGGACGGGAGUGCGUGCAAUAGUUUUACUUCACUCGCCCGCGCCCGCCGCCUCCUCUCUCUCGCCCGCGUCCGCUGUCGCUCGCCCGCGCCGCGGCCGCCGCCCCCUCUCUCUCGCCCGCGUCGGCGCGUCCGCUGUCACUCUUUCAGUCGUGUUUUGCUUUGAUUGAAUCAGACGCGUCACGCGUGCGAAACUGCGAACUGUGCGAUACAAUUACUCAUCAUGGAGUCGUAUCCAUCCACAAGUAAAAAAAGAUUUACAGGAUUUAAUGAUAAGUGGAUCACCGAUCCCGAUUUUAAAGAGUGGAUAGAGAAAAAAAAUGAGUUUACUGCAAUUUGUAAAGCAUGUAACUCGGAUAUUGCAAUUCAAUAUGAAGGUCGCCGCGCGCUGGCAGUAAGUAUUUUUUUACUUAUAUCAAAAUUGUAAUCGUAUUAAGUUUCAGUGUAUGCAAUAACAGAGCGCAACGUUUUCCAAUAACGCGGUGUUACAUAAAGUAUUGAGAAAAUCACGAAUUACUGCAAGUGGUCUCGUCAGUGGUAUCCAAAAGUUAUGAGUAUUAAAAAAACACGUUGUACUUAUAUACGAUAACAUCGCGUGCGUUUGUUUCGCAUGUAUACAUCUAAUUAAUUUCAAAUUUGUUAUAUGCAUUGUUCUAGGCUCACGCUAAUAGUAUAAAACAUAAAAAGAUGGUGAUGGCUAGGAAAACUUCCAAAUGCUUGGAUGCUUUUUUUAUAAAAAAGCACGCCUCAGAAGAAAUUUCUAUAAUAAAUUCUGAAGUGGCUCUUAUUUAUCAUAAUGUGAAGCAUGGUUUGAGUUACAACAGCUUGGAUUGUUUGGCAAAAAAUAUUAGCAAAUUCAUUCCAGAUAGUCAAAUAGCAGCAAAAUUGACAUGUGGACGAACAAAAGCAUCGGCAAUAACACGCAAUGUUUUAGGACCCUAUUCACAAGAAAAAGUGAUCUCUGAAUUAAAAGAAUGUUAUUAUUUUUCCGUAGCCUCAGAUGCAUCAAAUGUUGGUAAUUUAAAAACAUUUCCCUAUGCCGUUCAAUAUUUUAAUUGUAAUAAAGGUAUAUGUAGAAAAUUAUUGGACUUUUACGAGGAAGCUGAAGAAACAUCGCUCGAUAUAUAUAACUGCCUUAAAAAAAUUACCACUGACUCUAAUCUCAGCAUGGAUCAAAUAAGUGCAUACAGUGCAGACAAUGCUUCUGUUAAUUAUGGUGCCCAUAAUUCUGUAUUCCAGAAAUUAAAAGAAGAAAAUAAUCAUAUUUUUAAAGCCAAUUGUUAUUGCCACGUUGUUAAUAAUUGCGUAAAAUAUGCAUUAAAAGGCCUCGAUGUUGACAUAGAAAGCAUCGUCAUAAAAAUUUAUAAUGAGUUCAGUUCAUCAGCAUUAAAAACAAAAAAAUUGAAAGAAUGUUGUGAAUUUGCCCAAAUAGAGUAUAAAGAACUGCUAAGACAUGUACCUACAAGAUGGUUGUCACUUUUGCCAGCUAUAGAUCGCUUAAUUCGGAGUUGGCCUGCUGUUAAACAUUAUUUUUUAUCAAAAGGUCGUGAUAACUGCCACAAGGUGCUAUGGGAUUUUAUUUCAGAAGGUUGUAGUACUGAUUUUAUGAAUAAUGAUGAUGAAGAAUGUAAAAAAGAAGGUAAAAAUGACUGUUACCUUUUCUUCCUGAGCAAUAUCUUGCCUGAAUUUACAAAAGUGAUAUUGCUAUUAGAAAGUGAGAGCUUCACUAUUUUGGACAUUGAUCAUGCCAUGCGAAGUCUUCACGACCAAUUAAAAAGUAGGAUGGCUGAUAACUUUUUUGGGAGCAAAGUCAGGGACAUUUUCAGAAAACUUGAUGAAGAAGAAAGAGCUCUAUUUAAAGGACAGGUGCAUAUUUUUCUGCAAAGAGCAUUAAAAUAUAUAGAAGAAAGAUAUGAUUUUAGUACCGAUGGAAUCUACAAAAAGUUUGAACUUUUGUCCCUCAAACCACAGGAAUUAAAAUUGACUUGGGAAGUGCUUUCCGAAUUGCCCAUGAUAUUAAAUAUAGAAGACGCUAUUAAUAUUGACUCCCUUUACUCAGAGUUUGCAUGUCUGAAAACGGUAUAUAGGGAGCUUCCGAAAGACUUACCAAACGACGAAAUAUGGGCCUAUUUCUUCAGAAAUAACACGUCCACAAAUUUCGAUAAUUUAAAAAAAAUAGUUGGUUUCGUUCUUUCUAUUCCAACAAGCAAUGCCUUUUGCGAAAGAAUAUUUAGCCUACUGAAUAGUUUAUGGACUAAAGAGCGAAACCGGAUGUCCAUGGAUUUAAUCAAGUCCGAACUGCAGACUCGUAUAAACUUUGACGUGUCUUGCUCAGAAAUUCUAACAGUCUUACAAAGCUCUGACGGAGAAAAACUAAUAAAAAUGGCAAAAUCCAGUGAAAAAUAUUUCAAAAAAUGAUUUGAUCGCCGUUUUAUUUAACAUUAUUAUUUACGUUCUAUCAGAAGAAGUUUUAUUUUUAUUAGAAGAUACAUAAUUUGUUUGUACUGAUUUCCUACCAACUACCAAAGCUUAAUAACAAAACAUUAUGUACCAAAAAGCAAGGUACCGAUUGUUUUUUAAGUUAGGAAUUUAUUGAUAUAAGAUUUAUUUAAGAACUGUCCCGGAUUUGAUAAGUUCCUAUCUGGCAACCCUAGAUGAUGC
Molecule: messenger RNA, 2834 nt
Organism: Spodoptera litura
Lineage: Eukaryota; Metazoa; Arthropoda; Insecta; Lepidoptera; Noctuidae
Source: RefSeq, a predicted model, not a curated record